AAGCUGUACACAGACACGCAAUAAUGGCGGCUUCCGAUAUAAACGUGGAAAGUGUAAUAGGACAAUUAGAUAGCUGUCUAUCAAAGCAAGGAUUUGAAGUCUACCCUCUUAAGGUUGGUUGGUAUAACUCUGUGCUGCCUCCCUCCCUGCACCUGUCUUACCCGGAUGACUGCUUGGCUGUUGUAGUCCUCAGCACUCCUGCUAUGUUUGAACAAGCCUUCCUGCCCUUCAUGGAGCAGAAGGGCUGCCAAAGGGUGUCUGACCCUAUAGACCAAUGUGUCAGACACUGUGUCACCUCUGUUGUCUCGCAGUGUUUUCCAGGUCAAAAGGUAGAUGUGAGGUACGACUAUGAGCUGCUGCCCAGCAGGAAACCAAAGUUCUUAGCGCAGACUGCUGCACACGUCUCUGGAGCGGCGUUUUAUUACCAACAGUCUGAUGUCACAGACCAGCCCUGGGCAGGAAAAAAAAUGUUUGGCGUGUGCGUGCACCCAAAGUUUGGCGGCUGGUUUGCUAUCAGAGCUCUGCUGGUGUUUGGGGACGUGAUGGUGGGCUCUGAGCUGGUGCAGCCGGUUCUUCCUGAUUGUGUGCCUUCCAGGGAGGACAGGAUCCAGCUCCUGGAGGCUUUUAACUUUCACUGGCAGGACUGGAGCUACAGAGAUAUUGUCCAUCCAAUCCAGACCUACUCUCAGAAACAGAAAGACUACUUCUCCACUCCCCCAGCUCAGCGUUUUGCUCUGCUUAAGACUUGGGGCUUCCUGCUUAGUGAAGAUGAUGAAGCUGAUCCCACCUCAGAUGCUCAGAAUCAGAUGAACGGACACGGCUGAGAGAAGAGGAGCUGAGAUGUGGACCUGCUUUCCAUCCUGUUAUCAGCUUCAGCGUCUGCUGCCUUAAGGACUUUUGGCUAUUUUUUUAAGGCUGGUGUUAGUACUUAAACUUUAUUAAUUGUCUGGUGAAAGUUGUUUUAAACUAAUGUGGGAACGUAAUGUAUUUGGAUGCUAUGAUAUUUUUCAUCAGAUCUUGACACUACUUUAAAACUCCCUCUUUCAAUUGUCUAAAUAAUAAGUAGCUGCUUGGUGGCUUUUUAAAAGUUCAAACUUGCGUUUGAGUAAAAAGCUUUAAAGAAUUUGGAUAAUUUUGUACUUUGUUCUACAGCAUCAGUACCUCUACUGAUGUUGGAUAAUGGAGGGCGCAUAUUAUUUACUGAAUGGUUUCUAUAAACACUUUAUCUUGUUUAUCAAAGUCUGUUGUAUUUUGAAGAGCAAUGUACUGUCUCUGUGUUUUACCACAGAAAAUACAGACUUUAGAUUUCUAAGUAGAAAAGAGACCUUCGGAUGAUCUGAUAUCAACACACAAUUCAAGAAUCAAUGUCGAUUACGAAAAGACUUAUUUUCUUUUUAAUAUAUUUUUUCAGGAGAUGGAAUUACAGUUAUAAUAGUAUUGAA
Molecule: messenger RNA, 1442 nt
Organism: Melanotaenia boesemani (Boeseman's rainbowfish)
Lineage: Eukaryota; Metazoa; Chordata; Actinopteri; Atheriniformes; Melanotaeniidae
Gene: mmachc
Product: metabolism of cobalamin associated C
Exons: 5
Coding region: 24-824 (266 amino acids)
Biological process (GO): cobalamin metabolic process
Cellular component (GO): cytoplasm
Molecular function (GO): demethylase activity; cyanocobalamin reductase (cyanide-eliminating) (NADP+) activity; FAD binding
Source: RefSeq, a predicted model, not a curated record